Molecule: messenger RNA, 1793 nt
Organism: Paramecium pentaurelia
Lineage: Eukaryota; Ciliophora; Oligohymenophorea; Peniculida; Parameciidae
Source: the annotation of a GenBank genome assembly
AUGAAUUAAUAGUUUGCUCAUUUUAAUCUUGAAAAACUUGAUGAAACCUAUAGAGAGUUUACUUUGAGAUACUCAUGUGAAGAAUAUGAUGUAAAUAAAUGUAUAUAAAUAGGAAUUUACUUGUGUAAGAAAUAAUAAUGAAUUGCAAUAUUGUGCUCGUAAAUAUAAAUUGGGAAGCAUAAAUAACCCUAGGUUUUAAGCUUUGAGAAGAAUUAAGCUUUACAAUAUCCUACCUGUGUUUGAUAUCUUUUUAGACUCAUAAACUAUAGUGGCAUAAGAUGUAGAAAAGUUUUCUUUAGAGAAUAAUAUGGAAGACUUGACAGAAGAGCAAAAAAUAUAUUUAGCUACUAUAAUUAGCAUUAGUAAAUAUGUUCAUUAAUUUCUAGCUUUACAGGAAUUAGCAUAUAGAGGAUUUCCAUUUAUUAUCACAGAAAGAAGUGUUAUAAUAUUAGAAAAUCAUAUAUGUUUAUAAUCAUUAGACUUUAACUUUGAUAGAGAAGUGAUAGAACAAGAAAGUUUUGAUAGUUUUAAAAAAUUAAGUAAGAAUCAAAAUCUAUGAAUUUUUUAGUGAUUAAAUUAUUUGGUGAUUUUCUUGAAAUCAACUUUGAAUGUUCAACUAAUUAUUUUCUAAUGUUAAACAAUGUAUAUCUUGGCCCAAGUGAAAAUAUGCCCUAUGUUGAAUUAUUAGAUUAAAUAUUUGAAUUUACAAAUGUGGCUACUCUUGCUUCAGCAGCAUCAAAUUCAUAUGUUUAUGAAUUUGAUACUCCAGAAUUUAUGAAAACUAUCCCUAAUAUAAGCUAAAGAACAGUUUUAAAAUCAGUAAAAUUGGAUUUAAGUGAUACUAAUUAAGAUUAUAUUUUAACCUCUUCUUAAAGAGAAUUAGAAAUAAUGGAAAAUUUCAAAAAAUAUGAACCAUUAGUUGCUUGCUAUGCAUAUUUUAGAAUAUAAAAAUAACUUUAUAUCUUUAUGGAAAGAUAUCCUUAAGUACUUUCAAAUAUGCUUGAAGGUAUUGAUGAGGAUAGACAUUGCAUUCAGAUUUGUUGGUAAUUAGCAGUAGGUAAUUACAUUUAUAAAUAAUGUUAGCUCUUAAAUAUCUUCAUUAACAUUAAAUAAUUCAUCGAGAUUUAAAACCAGGAAAUUUAUUUCUAUCUCAUGAAAAUCUAGAUAGAGCAAGACUUUUAAUUGCAGACUUUGAUAGAUCUAGAUUAUCAUAAUGGUUAACAUAAUCAAUCACUUAAUAGAAGGAAUCAGGUAAUAUAUAUAAUGAUUUAUAGAAUAAAAAUAAUAAGAUUAAAUUGGAAAAUUAAAUGAACUUUCACCAAAAUCAGUAUUAGGUGCUACUCCUUGUUAUGAUCCUCCAGAAGCUGGCACUAUUGAUUAUGAUUAGAGUGCAGAUAUUUGGUAAGUCGGAAUGAUAAGUAUAAUUCAAUUUUAUUAAUAUAGUGUUUUAGAUUGCAAAUAAAGGUGAAUAUCCAAUAAAAAUGACAGGUCAAAAUUUUUCUAGGUAAUAAUACCAAAGUAAUUUUACUAAAGAAUUAAUUAAGAAAUAAUUAAGUCAAUAUCAUGUUAAUGAAUAAUUUAUAGAUAUAAUUGCUAAAUGUUUAUCUUUUAAUAGAAAAGAUAGACCAACUUCUUGUUAAUUAGUUAAUGAAUUAUAAAUAUGUUUUGAAGAAAUCAAUCCAGAUACAGAAGAAAAUUUAAUUUCUUCUCAUAAUUUAAGUCAAAUAGGAAGAUAUGGUUAAUUAAUCUCUUCAACAAGAACUUUAAAAAUGCUUAACUCCUAAGAUUUAUGA